UAAAUACAUAGUCAUGUCCAUUAUCAUGAGAUUUGUGCGAUAAGUCAAAGUUGUACUGGCGUUCCGAUAUCGUAUCCGAACAUGUUGCCUACAAAGUUUGUUGUUCAGCCCUCCGAAUCACUUAAAUGUCCUAUUUGCAGGGAACUUUUCAAAGAUCCGGUUAUUUCAACUCAAUGUGGACAUACAUUUUGCAGAACCUGCAUUCGAAAUGGCGUUUCAAUCACCGGAAAUGCUGCGACGAAAUGUCCCCAGGACGGAACUAUCUUACAACGACUGCAUUUAGUGUCGAAUUUAGCUGUGAGAGGACAGGUAGAGGAUUUGCUGAUCCACUGUAGGCAUGGACUAACGAGAUCGGAUUCCGAGGAAGACUUUGAAAUAGACACUACGGGUUGCCAAGAAAAAAUCUCAUUCGGUCGACGAAGCGAGCAUGAAGAGGUCUGCGGCUUUGCGUUAGUGCCCUGUCCAAACAGCUCAAAUCAAUGUGGAAAAUUUCGUCGACAGUGUCUGCAAGAUCAUCUUACGGUUUGUGCCCAGUACCGUUGUCACUACAGCGUUAAGGGUUGUGAAUUUGUUGGUACAAAGCUUAAUGUAGAAGACCAUGAUGACACAUGCAAGUACAAAAACAGUGUUGAGUGUCCAAAGUGUCAAGCUCUCCAUUCUGGGUCUUCUGAAGAGCUAAGAUCUUCCGUGAAGGUUCUUUCAGAGAGGGUUUCAUGGCUAGAAAACAACCAAGAUGCUUUGGUGACACAAGUUGAGCAAUGCAACAGUACUAUUUCCAGAUUGUCUGAGACAGUGGAAGACCUAGUAUUCCAGGUGGAACAGCUUACUGUCAUACUGAAGCGAUCAUCGCUGUAUCGUGAAAUGUCAGUGACGUCCAUUCCUGAAACAAUUAACAGCUCUCAAAGCACAAGCCCUGAUGAUACAAUGUCUCAUUCACAUGCACAUAAAUCACUAGUCAGACUAAAGAAUUCCCCUGUGGUGUCAUCACAGCAAGAUAUAUGGAGUAUACCUUGUGUCUUUAAGUGCAUUGGCACCUUGAGGGGUCAUCGUGGAACCAUCUGGUCAAUGGUCUCCAAAAGUCAUCGGCUUUUCAGUGCAGGAGGAGAUAAAGUCAUCAAAGUCUGGAACAUGGAGAAUGUGCGGCUGGCUAGAUGCACCGAGGUCCUUGAGGGUCACACUAAUGAUAUUCACACUAUGUGUGUUGGAGGUGGAAAACUAUACAGUGCAGGAUCAGAUCAAGCAAUUAUCUCUUGGAACUUGGAAAAUUUGACCCUGCACAAAAAAAUUGAGAAUGCCCAUGACAAUAUCAUAUGUGCCAUAGUUUACAACGGAAAGUACCUUUUCACCUCGUCUCAUUCAUGUAUUAAGGUAUGGGAUGCUUCUACUCUUCAAGAGGUACAUGAGAUGCAGGAUCUUCAUCACUGGGUCAGAGCACUGGCUUUAGACACAAAAAGAGAAAAGCUUUUUAGUGGCUCACACAAUGUGGUUCACAUCUGGGAUGCUACAGGCUCGUUUGGCCUCCGAGGAACAAUCGAUCACUCGCUUGGAUCUGUGUACUCUUUAGCUGUCACUAGGCAUUUUAUUAUUGUGGGCACGUACAAUCAGAACAUUCACGUGUAUGACGUAAACUCGUACCAGUCCAUCAAGGCGCUUGUUGGUCACAUUGGUACAGUCACGGCACUUGCCCCUGCAGUGACAGGAAAACUGCUGUUCUCGGCCUCCUACGAUACGACUGUGCAGAUUUGGAAUCUGGAUACUAUGUUACCCAUGCAAACGCUUUCAAGACACGAAGGAAGCGUCAACUGUGUGGUUAUUCAUAAAGAUUUACUCUUGUCAGGCUCAGAGGAUAUGGAGAUCAAGGUCUUCAAAUACUUCAAAGCGGAGUAAAUUUUCUACACAUGUUCAUCUCAGAUGCAAGAUCGCUACAAGUUCGUCUUUGCCCCAUCUGGAGUUAAUCUCCCCACUACCAUUCCGUGCUACAGUCACUUACGUUUUCGUGCAACGAAAGGCACUUGUGCUACGAGCCCGAGUCGAGUUUUCUAUGAGUGAAUAGUGAACGAGGCGCAGCCAAAUUGACUUCAUUGCUCAUAGGCCCGGUAGUCUAACUGUUGUUGUAGACGCCAAGUAAUUACAAAAAUAACCGUUUUAUACAUUUUUUUUAAGUUAAAAAUCAUGAAUAAUGGUCGCUUUCAAGAGCAGAGCGCAGUGCGCAGGAUUUUACUCAAUGAGCGAGUGGACAACAUUGAGAGAACCAAUCAAAUUCACGGAAGAUGCUGAGUAUCUUCAGAAAAUUAAAUAGUUACAAAGGAAACGUUCUCUCUUGGUGUGUAUUAUUUUAUUUUAUUUUUGUAAAUAAAUGUGACUCGUGGGAGUCAGUAAUGAAUGCUUUAA
This is a messenger RNA of Orbicella faveolata, 2391 nucleotides long. RefSeq names its product E3 ubiquitin-protein ligase TRAF7-like. The record is from RefSeq and is a predicted model, not a curated record. Gene Ontology annotation, biological process: Notch signaling pathway; ribosomal large subunit assembly. Lineage: Eukaryota; Metazoa; Cnidaria; Anthozoa; Scleractinia; Merulinidae. Gene Ontology annotation, cellular component: nucleolus. Gene Ontology annotation, molecular function: zinc ion binding; protein binding.